Messenger RNA from Oldenlandia corymbosa var. corymbosa, 2265 nucleotides. The record is from the annotation of a GenBank genome assembly. Lineage: Eukaryota; Viridiplantae; Streptophyta; Magnoliopsida; Gentianales; Rubiaceae.
UGCUUCAGAAAUGCUAAUAAUUAUAAUAAAAGAUGACUAGUAAUUUUAUGUCAUGUGCAAAUAUGACAAAUUAACAGGUGUGUGAACUCCACGAGGUAUUUCAGGAUAUCUGGACACAUGCAUUUUUUUUUCUGCGUCUAUAUAAACUCUUUAGUAAUUCCCCCCAAUUCUCAAUUUUGUACAGUGUAAUUCUUGUACUUUCUCUCUCAAUCUCAAAAUCCAAAAAAGAACAUAUUUUUCCCCAGAACAAUUACACAAAACCAAUCCCUCUUACAAAAAGAAAAGACAUCAUGCAAGCUCACCAAUACAUUACUUCUUCAACACCAGCUUUCUUGCCGGUAGCCUCUAAAUCGCCGUCAUUUACAUGCAAAAUUAUGAUUAAUCCAUCCAAGACAACAACAACACUUCCCAAGAAGCUAAAGCCGGCACCGCCACCGCCACCGCCACCGCCGCUUCUUCCGUCAUCUCCUCCGCCGCCUACAAUUUUGCCUCAAUUAGUUGAACCCCCUAAAUUAAACCCAUUUCAAAGAUUAGCAGCUAAGGCAUUGGACGUGGUAGAGAGCUCAAUUAUAAACGAGUUCGAAAAGAAGCAGAAGCUAAACCGGAAUGUUGACCCGGUUAUUCAGCUCCAAGGGAAUUUCGCCCCGGUUGAAGAAUGUCCGGUCCAGCAUGGACUCCAGGUGGUCGGUGAAAUCCCGUCUUGCUUAAACGGAGUCUACGUCCGAAACGGUGCUAACCCGCUUUUACCUCCGAUCAACGGACACCACCUGUUCGACGGAGACGGGAUGAUUCACGCCGUCACGUUUCGUCCGGGGAAUGACGUCAGCUACGCUUGUCGUUUCACCCGGACGAAUCGGUUGGUCCAAGAAGCGGCGUUGGGAAAACCGGUAUUUCCCAAGCCAAUAGGCGAAUUGCAUGGCCACUUGGGUCUGGCUCGGCUUGGCUUGUUCGCGGCUCGAACCGCUAUCGGCUUGGUGAACGGCUCAUUUGGCUCCGGCGUGGCCAACGCCGGCUUGGUUUACUUCCACGGCCGGCUCCUAGCCAUGUCGGAGGACGACCUACCCUAUGCCGUCCGCAUCACAGACGACGGCGAUCUCGAGACGGUCGAGCGGUUUGAUUUCGGCGGCGAGCUUCAUGACCCGGUGAUCGCGCACCCGAAAGUGGACCCCACAACCGGCGAGCUCUUCACGCUGAGCUACAACGUUGUUAAGAAGCCGCACCUGAAAUUCUUCAAGUUCGGGGAAUCGGGCCAGAUGUCACGUGAUGUGUCCAUCACACUCAAGCAGCCAACCAUGAUCCAUGACUUCGCCAUCACGGAACAUCACGUGAUCAUUCCGGAUCAUCAAGUGGUAUUCAAGUUAUCCGAGAUGUUCCGGGGUGGUUCGCCCUUGGUGUAUGACCCGAAUAAGGUCUCCCGAUUCGGUGUCUUGCCAAAAGAUGCCGUUGACGAAUCAAGCAUGAGAUGGGUUGAUGUCCCGGAGUGUUUUUCCUUCCAUUUGUGGAAUGCAUGGGAGGAUCACAAUGGAAACGGUGAAAAGGAAAUUGUGGUAAUCGGGUCGUGCAUGACUCCGGCGGAUUCUAUAUUUAACGAGCGUGACGACCAAAUCAGGACCGAAUUGACAGAGAUCCGAUUGAAUAUGUCAACGGGCGAAUCAACCCGACGGGUCAUUGUAUCCGGGUUGAACCUAGAGGCAGGACAAGUAAACAAGAGGAAACUUGGCCGGAAAACAAGGUUUGCAUAUUUGGCUAUAGCUGAGCCAUGGCCUAAAUGUAGCGGCAUAGCAAAAGUUGAUUUGGUCACCGGAGAUGUGACGAAAUUUAUGUAUGGAAACCAAAGAUUUGGUGGUGAACCGUAUUUUGUGCCCGGAAAAGAAGAUGAGGAGGAAGAUGAAGGAUACAUUAUGAGUUUUGUGAGAGAUGAAGGAAGAGGAGAGUCUGAAUUAGUGAUAAUUAAGGCCUCAAAUAUGAAGCAAGUCGCACUAGUUAUAUUGCCCUCUAGAGUGCCAUAUGGUUUUCAUGGCACAUUUGUUAAUUCAGAAGAACUAUGCAAGCAAAAAGCUUGUUGAUGUAUAUAUUUUUUUUGCCCCAAGUUAAUGAGACUCUUCGUACAUGUUAGACUAUCGAACUUCUUAAUUCAUCGAACUGCAAAAAAAAUAAAACGUUACAAAUAAUAGUCAAUCUCUUAGAUUUGCUUUAAUUUGAUAGCCUCUGGAACCUUUCUACGAUAAAUGUCCUUAUGUUUUUUUCUUAUACAUACCACAUCAU